This is a messenger RNA of Mycotypha africana, 1047 nucleotides long. RefSeq names its product 40S ribosomal protein S22-A. Gene Ontology annotation, molecular function: structural constituent of ribosome. Gene Ontology annotation, cellular component: ribosome; cytosolic small ribosomal subunit. Bases 390 to 782 code for a protein of 130 amino acids. The transcript has 2 exons. Gene Ontology annotation, biological process: translation. The record is from RefSeq and is a predicted model, not a curated record. Lineage: Eukaryota; Fungi; Mucoromycota; Mucoromycetes; Mucorales; Mycotyphaceae.
UGCAGGCGAGAAUCUGACAGCUGAAAUUACAGCAGGGUGGGGCGGGCGAAUUUUCACUUCGCCAUAAUAGCAAUUCCUGUGUGGAUACACUGUUUGAACUUCCUCUUCUUCGCAACAGGUAAAAUCCAUCAGUCAUAAGUAAAAGGCAUCCAUCACCAUACUCCAUCCAUCCAUUUAAAGCAAAACAAUCCAUGUUGGUUGAACGCUGUAGCAUCUUAUUACAUACAAACACAGCAAUGAAUUAGUGUUUGAAGUCGAGAUGAGGAUUUGCUUUAUAAUUUACCGAAGGUGGAGAUGGGCGAUGCUGCCUGUCGUACAUUCCGCAUCUUUCAACUAAACCGUAUAACUCUAUAAACUCAAAUAGUAAAUUCUUGCGUUUAUAAUACAAAAUGGUCAGAGUUUCCGUCUUGAACGAUUGUUUGAACAACAUCAACAACGCUGAAAAGCGUGGUAAGAGACAAGUUAUGAUCCGUCCCUCUUCCAAGGUCAUCGUCAAGUUCUUGUCCGUCAUGCAAAAGCACGGUUAUAUUGGUGAAUUCGAAAUCGUUGACGAUCACCGUUCUGGUAAGAUCGUUAUUCAACUCAUUGGUCGUAUCAACAAGUGUGGUGUUAUCUCUCCUCGUUUCAACAUCAAGCUCACUGAACUCGAAAAGUGGACUGCUAACUUGUUGCCUGCUCGUCAAUUCGGUUACUUGGUUUUGACCACCUCUGCUGGUAUCAUGGAUCACGAAGAAGCUCGUCAAAAGCACGCUGGUGGUAAGAUCCUCGGUUUCUUCUACUAAGUUAUUUCAUUCCAUCCACUUUUUACAGCUAUAAUGUAAUAUGGACAAAUUCCGUUUGAAAUAAAGCAUAAAAAAAAUAUGUAUAUGAACAGUUGAGUUACAGUUGUUUAGCAUUGUUUAGUCUGUUUUAUGGUUAAAGGAAAGAAGAAUAACGAUGUCGACUAUGAGUUGAGCAAGUGUUAGGCUGUUAUGAAUGUGAUUCUAUUAACGAUAAGGUGUAAUUUUUUCUCGCUAAGCUUUCGUCUGUACCUACUCGAAACUGUCU